AUGUUGACCGAGCAACGAAGCCAAUUGCAACAGCAGCUUCUUCAGCAGAAUCUUCCAACUAGAACUGCAAUGAAACCAACAAUGUAUGAACCAGGGAUGUGUGCUCGGAGACUAACCCAGUACAUGUACCAUCAGCAGCAUCGACCACACGACAACAACAUUGAGUUUUGGAGAAAAUUUAUAGCCGAGUUCUUUGCUCCUGAUGCGAAGAAGCGUUGGUGUGUCUCUCUUUAUGGAACUGGUCGUCAAACUACUGGUGUUUUUCCACAGGAUGCGUGGCAUUGUGAAAUUUGUAACCAUAAGCCAGGACGCGGAUUUGAAACUACUGUCGAGGUUUUACCAAGGCUCUUCCAGAUAAAGUAUGCUAGUGGCACCUUAGAGGAACUUUUGUAUGUUGAUAUGCCACGUGAGUAUCAGAAUGCUUCAGGUCAAAUUGUAUUGGAUUAUGCCAAGGCAACUCAGGAGAGUGUCUUUGAACAACUACGAGUAGUGCGUGAUGGACAACUACGAAUUGUUUUUAAUCCUGACCUAAAGAUAUCUUCAUGGGAGUUCUGUGCUAGGCGCCAUGAAGAGCUCAUUCCUCGAAGGGUUAUCAUUCCUCAGGUUAGUCAACUUGGUAGCAUGGUACAAAGGUAUCAGGCUGCAACUCAAAGUGCAUCAUCAAGCCUAUCUACACAGGAUGCACAAAACACUUGCAAUUCGUUUGUGACAUCUGCUCGACAAUUUGCCAAGGCUCUGGAAGUUCCAUUGGUAAAUGAUUUAGGAUAUACAAAAAGAUAUGUUCGAUGCCUUCAGAUAUCUGAAGUGGUCAACAGCAUGAAGGAUUUGAUUGAUUUUAGCAAAGAAACUGGAGCUGGACCUAUGGAGAGCUUGAUUAGCUUCCCCCGUCGGACUUCAUCAGGGCUAGAAACUCAGCAGCCCCAACAAUCCGAGCAAAUGCAGAUCAUCACUCCGAACUCAAACCCUAAUGAUAUGAACUCUAUUCAUACCACAAGCAUGCCAGUUUCUGCUGUCAAUAAUGAUGCUGUCGGUAUGAAUAACUCCUUUAAUGCUUCAUCUACGUCAGUAUCGUCUGCUACAGUUAUCACCCUCCAAAAUUCUAUGAACACCGGCCUAGAAAACCAAAUGGAUACUCUGGGCAGCACUCAUGCAGGAACUAAUAUUCCGAAUCCUUCUGCCAGUCCAUCGAACUCAGUACCUCUAUCUCAAUCCAAUUCCCUAACAUUUUCCUCUAUGAAACCCAAUGCGUCACAAAAUGUGCUUCGCCUGAACUCUAAUUCACCUGCAAGUUUGCCUACAAUGCAACAGCCAACAACACAACAUCACGAGAACGAUCCAAACGAAUCACAGAGCUCUGUCCAACAGAUUCUACAGGAGUUGUUGAUGUCUUCACAGCUAAAUGGUGUCAGUUCGUUGAGGAAUGAUGUGAAGCCGAUCAAUGGGAUGGCGUCAAACAUGAAUGGGGCAAAUUGCUUGCUCGGAAAUGGGAUGCCCAAUCACUCAGCUAUCGGCGUUGGUGACUUUACAAGCAUGUGUGGGACUAGUCUGCCUGCUGUAGCAAGUGGGAUUCAAGCAACAAUGACAAAUAAUGCCAUGGCUAUGAAUGAAAGGGCUGGAGGAACGAAUCACCUCCAGCAGGAUCCAACAGCUAUGAACUGUCAACCGCAAGACAUUAAUAACCGACUACUGGACAGGUUUGGAGCUGUUAACAACUUCAAUAAUCUUCAAUUUGAUUGGAAGUCCCCGCCGUAGCAGGUGUCAGAACAUUCAACUCCAAUUCGAGUAGACGA
Zingiber officinale is the source of this 1790-nucleotide messenger RNA. Its product is annotated as transcriptional corepressor SEUSS-like. Lineage: Eukaryota; Viridiplantae; Streptophyta; Magnoliopsida; Zingiberales; Zingiberaceae. Bases 1 to 1752 code for a protein of 583 amino acids. Gene Ontology annotation, biological process: positive regulation of transcription by RNA polymerase II; negative regulation of transcription by RNA polymerase II. The record is from RefSeq and is a predicted model, not a curated record. The transcript has 10 exons. Gene Ontology annotation, cellular component: nucleus; transcription regulator complex.